AAAUUUCCUCGGCCCUGCUCCCGUCCCUGCCCGUUUCUGCAAAAUCAACAAGAGACGAAGGCAAGCUAGUAUCUGCGAGCUACGGGCCAACGUCGCUGACCAGGGAAACUCUCUCCAGACAGGAGGGAGACGCAACUGGUAUUUUUUCCCCCAGUGUCUACCUGCCUAACUGCUUAACACUCGGCAGGAGACGACAUUUAGUCUCCUCACAGACACAAGCGCAUAUUGUUGGGAUGGAUGGACCAAGUGAGCAGUUUUCGCCUUGAGGCUGGCGCUAAUUUGGACGUCCUGAGCAGCAGGUGUACUGAAGGAUAAAGCAGACUAAAGGCAAUCUCAGUGUUCAUGAAACUUUGCUACAAAUUACGUGCUGGGGUUGCCGUCCACCAUGUUAAGGUAAAGCCCAGGUGCGCGGUGUUGACCAUGCUAAAGCGCCUGGACAAGAUCCGCUUUCGAGGCCCCAGGACGAGAGACGACUUCCCGGAUCUGGCCGAGUCGCCACCCGCCUCCGACAACGAAUGUAGCGAAGACAUGCAGCUGAAGCCCAGAGCAGCUCUGCGAGACACAGAGGACCUCCUGCGAGACCCUGCAGGUUCGGGGUCUCCCACCAUGGCUGCGGCCAUCCAGGACUUCCAGAGGUCGGAGUCAGACCGACUCAAUGAAGUCAAAGGUCACCUGGAAAUUGCCUUAUUGGAGAAACAUUUCCUACAGGAGGAGCUGAGGAAGCUGCGGGAAGAGACCAAUGUGGAUUCUCUGCGGCAGGAGCUGGAGAGAGAGCGAAGCAAGAGGAUAGACCUGGAGCAGAAGAUGAACGAGGUGCUCAAGUCCAGGCUGGAGGACUCUCCGCCACAGCCUCCCCGGAAACAGCAGUCACCCUCAAACAAUGGAACAGCAGACAAACAGCAGAAGGAGGUCUGGAGUUCACGUCUCCAGAAGUGGCUGUACGAGCGCUUUGGGGUUUACAUUGAAGACUUUCGCUUCCAGCCUGAGGAAAGCACCGUGGAGGCCGAGGAACCACUAAGUGCUAAAAGGUUAACAGAAAAUAUGAGGCGACUCAAGCGAGGAGCCAGACCUGUCACAAACUUCUUAAGGAACCUCUCCGCCUUAUCUAAUUGGCACUCCGUCUACACCUCAGCUAUUGCCUUCAUUAUCUACAUGAAUGCUGCUUGGCAUGGCUGGGCCAUUCCCAUGUUACUCUUCCUGGCUAUCCUGCGCUUGUCCUUAAAUUACCUCAUCGCCAGAGGUUGGAGGAUCCAGUGGAGCAUUGUGCCUGAGGUCUCUGAACCCACGGAGCCUCCAAAGGAAGACUUGACUGUAUCUGAGAAAUUCCAGCUUGUACUUGAUGUUGCACAAAAAGCCCAGAACCUGUUUGGUAAGAUGGCGGAUGUUUUGGAGAAAAUAAAGAACCUGUUUAUGUGGGUGCAGCCGGAGAGCACCCGGAAACUUUACAUCUGCCUGUGGGUGGCUUUCAUCACCUCCUGCGUCCUGCCAUACAAACUAAUGGGCUUCAUGAUGGGCCUUUACGCCGGUAUCAAGUUCUUCAUCAUAGACUUCCUGUUUAAAAGCUGUCCGAAGCUGCGGGACAAGUAUGACACACCCUACAUCGUGUGGAACAGCCUUCCCACUGACCCUCAGCUCAAAGAGAGGACCAACGCUACUGUGUCCCGGCGGGUUCAGCCGGUGGUUUCUCGGGGCAGCCUCGCCACCAUCCCAUGCGGGGUGAGCAGAGAGGAGGAGACGGGUCGCUCCCACAACACCAAGAAGGGAGCCUUUCACGAGAUCUUCAACCUACAGGAGUCAGAGCGCCCUCUGGCGGUGUGUGAGAACGGCUGGAGGUGCUGCCUAAUUAACAGAGACAGGAAGAUGCCCACAGAUUACAUCAGGAACGGAGUGCUCUACGUCACAGAGAAUUACCUGUGCUUUGAGAGCUCCAGCUCCAGAUCCAGCUCCUCCAAGAAGAAUAAAGUUAUCAAGCUGGUGGACAUCACUGACAUACAAAAGUACAAAGUGCUGUCAGUCCUACCAGGAAGUGGGAUGGGCAUCUCUAUAGCCACUCCUUCCACUCAAAAGCCAUUGGUGUUUGGUGCCAUGAUCCACAGAGACGAGGCUUUCGAGGCCAUCUUUACCCAAUACAUGAAGAUCUUGACCACCACCAAACCACCGGCCAGUGCAGAGCUCUAGACAGCCUGCAUCAGAUCUCCAUACUGGGGCAGAGAGCCUCGUCAGAUUCAACUGGACUGGAAGAUAAUUUAAAAAAACCUCCACACUCCUCUGCUCUGUGUAAGCCUCCUCCUCCUCUUGUGAUGGGCAUCACCUUCCUCAUCGACGGUCAUCGGCCAGCUUUGAUUGGUGGAUUUCCCAUUAAGGCCAUGUUGGAGGGGAUAUGCGGGUGUGUCGGCUACAUGUCCGUGUAGUUGGGAUUUAGUUACAUCACACACUUUAUGUGGGCGUCGGAUAAUGAACAAAAUCCGCUAACUGGUUCUGGGAGGAGUGAGGAUCGCUGUGUUUUUUAUCAAUCAGCAGAAGGUUGGCAAGGGGGCUGGUUCUCCUCUCCUUCCUGACUGACCAACUGACUGGCUGACUGGUUUCCUGACUUACUUGUUUCUGUGUUUGCAUGUGUGAGCGGGUGUGUGCAGAAAUUAAGCUCUAAAUUGCGUCACGUUGCCCUAUUUUUCUUUUUAUUCCUCAGACAGUGGAGUGACUUCUUCUAAAUCAUUAAACAACCAGAAGAUAAACAAGAGGUUCUUUUAACUGCCAGACAUCUGUAGGAACAAAGUGUUAGCUUAAUAAAUCAGUGCAAAAACAACCAUUGAUGUUGAAAUAUUUAGACAUUUAACUGGCUGAUUGGCGCCUCCUGGCAUAGCCCAACAAAAUUAUAGGAGUGUUUGAGUGUUCAGUGAUUGUUUUUUUUUUAUUAUUAGCUGUGAAAAUGUCAGAUCACCUGACGCAGAGCCUUUCUGUUAGUUUACACUGCUGCUGUCUAAUUUCCUGAUUUUUUUUUUUUUUCCUGUUCUUUCUAGACACACGUUUCAGCAGCGACAGUGUGUUGUAGUCGUCUUUGUCGAUCUAACAAACAGAAAAUGUACGCUGCGUUCAGCAUCCGCUUCAAUGUUUGUAAGUGUGCGUAUGUGAAACGUGUAGUGAAGUGUUUUGUUUUUUUCCAAAAAUGCCUUCUUUUUUUUCUUGUCUUUGUAACAAACAGCCUUUGGGAUGAGGAACUGGUGGUCCUGGAGCUGCUGAUUGUGUCCGAGACGAGAGCACGACCACUGUUAGAUGGUUCAAACACUGACUGCCAUUUAGAGCUGUGUCACAGUGGAGAACAUAGCAUCAUGUGUCUAAGCUUCUCUUUUCAAGGCACAAUCUGUACAUAUAUAGAGAGAUUUCCCUUUUUUUUCUCCAUCAGUGGUAUUCUCCCUGCACUUUAUUAGGACGUUAACUGGAAUUCCUGACAUUUAUGUUGCAGUGAAUAGACUUUAAAUGCUCACUCACUACUGCUGGAAUCCAUGGUCAGUGUUAGCAUAUUGUUUCCAAGCUACCAGCUAUGUCCUGUGGUAUUUCUCUUUUGUCUGACUACUUCAGCCAGCAUAGGUCAUAUCCCGCUGGUCUCAGUGCAGCACAAAUGCAGCCUGAGCACAUUGUAUUAAUACCAGAUUGAUGUCUGCCGCAGCCAGCCAGACAACCUUCAAACUGACCAUAAAAGAAGAAGGUACUUGACUUGAAAAUGAAACCACUGACAGAUUACUUUGUUGCGGUAUUUCAGUCUUUGAAUAAGAAAUCUAAACCUGAUUGUCCAAGACCAGUGCAGAAAUAUCCAUUAAACAUGUCUCAUCCUGAUUGGGUGAUAAGAGGUUAUAUAACCAGUAAUAUAAAUUCUGGAUUCAUUAGCACAUUUUUUUAAAAGUCAGAAAACGAGGAUUAUGAGCUAUAAAGACAUGCCUAAUUAGUUCCUUUUUUGUUUGUUUGCUUAUUGUUUUUCUUAUCUGUAAAGCCGCCGUGAGUAGAGACUGUCAUCCGGGUGCUCUUCACUUGUUCCAGAUCAUCUAAACGCAGGCUUUUUUUAAAAAACAGUAGUCUAUGAAGUAUAUGGAUAAAGGUCUAGACUGAACAGAAUAUUUCAACAUCGCUUUAUUUUAAGACACCGUUCGCAAGAAUAAAGCUGGUCUUUACCCUUGCAGAAUGGUUUAUGUAGAAAUAUAAUGCCAAACUACUCCAUUCAUCUCCCUGCUUUGGGAGACGAAUGGAGACAGGAUAUGGGACUGGAGGUCAUGAUUUCUCUUGAGAUUUUAGUAUGAGAGACGGUAGAGUAGCUAUUCCACACUCCCAACUCCUAUUUACUGUACGCCCAGCAGCACAAGCUUUAGUUUCCAUGUAAAUCUUAUAAAACACUGUUAAAAGGGAGACCUUGGCGUUUGAAUAUUUACUUUAAUUCUGGUCAUUUGGGCACUUCUUUUUAGUUUAACAGUCCUUUAUCACUCUUGUGUCACCUUUCCCUUAAGAAAACCAGAGGAUUCUUUUCUGUUUUCUUCCCUUCAGAACUGCCCUCAUUGUAAAAAUGUCAAAGUUUCUCUUAAAGUCUAUACAAGUCCUCUUAUCAUCAUUACCAAUUAGAAUCAACUGAGCUGGAUAUGAAAUUGCCAGAGAAGCAAUGGACCAGUUCAAAGAACCAUAAUAUUAUUUUUUAGUUUAAACUAAUUAAGAAUGUAUUUUUCUUUGUCAUCCAUUUGUAUGAUUUAGCCUGUUAAUAAUGCCAUCCCAGACAUGGAUUUUCUAUUUUUGUUUAGGAAUAAAUUGGAUCCAUGAACGGGGGAAACCUGUCGGAUAUUAGAGCAGGUGAAAUCAGUAAAGUAAUUAACGCUGUCUCACUGUGUGACUGGAUGGCUCGUCGUAGUCUUAAAGCUUUUACCUGAAGCCUUUUGUAAUCUGUUAACUCUGAAAAUCAGCUCUCGGGGGGUCUGGGAGACCCUAACAGAGCUGCACUCAGAUAAAGCACAGAAUGUAUCACGUUCUCUAUGUCUAAGAUUGUUUUUGUUUUUUUUUCUUUUGCCAAAUCUUUAAUUUUCUGUCUGCCAUAUUCUGCCUACGCUCAUGUUUACAGAAAGUUGUAAAAAUGAAUUUGUUGGGGGGUUUUGUGUCUUUUUUUUCUUAACAACCCAGUUUGAAUUCCUUUGACUCCGGAGUUAUGAAGACUGGACUGCUGUUCUUGAAUUAAUGUCUCAGCUCUCAUUGGCUCUGCACCACUCACAUGACUAUUUCUGCUCACCUUUAACCAAUAGCAAACUCAAAUCAUAGUGACAAGAGCAGUAUUUUAAACCUCAUGCAGCAUGUAAAUUGUCAUAUCCAACAUCACAGUACUUGGUUACAGUGUAGUGUAAUUUGCAGUAAAACACAGGCUCCAUACAGAGCAGAGAUGGUCAUGGUGGACUGAAAUGGCAACAUCAGUGUUUUUGACAUUUAGUUUGGCCGUUGUGACUUGAUGCAGCUUUUGAGGAGUGUAGAGAAAGGCAGAAAUAAAACUGAAGUUUGAUUCACGUUGUUUUUUUUUUUUAAAUGAAAUAAAAUGUGUGUACUCAUAUUUUGUAGGGCACUUUGGAGAAAAUCAUCCAGCAAAUGUUAAAGGAAUAGUCUGAUAGUUUAGGGGAAUAAUCUUUUUGGCUUUUUACAGAGAAUUAGAUGAGAAGUUUGAUACCAAUCUCAUGUCUGUAGACUAAAUAUGAAACUAAUGGAAGCAGCCGCUUUGCUUAGCUUAGUUUAGCACAGUUUUUUAUUUAUUUUUUUAUUUUUAUUUUUUUACAUUUGGCCAGAGCCAUGCUAGCAGUUUCCAGUUUUUAUGUUGCUGGCUGUAGGUAGAUAUUUACAUUUAGAGGUGGAAAUUAUGAAUCACUUUGCUGAUUUGAAUCUUCUUUUACAGUUCAGUUCAAAGGUUUGUUGUCACUAUGUAGUUCGUUCACUUUAAAAAAAAACAAAACAACAAAUUAAGCAAUAGCAUCACCAUUUAAAUGCACUUGAGCACAUACACAGAAGUCUUGACUGCAGCACUUUAUUAGAAAUUGAAACCGUCAUAAUUUCAACAACAAUUACUAUGUGAGCAUACAAAAAACUCAAACUCCCAGACUUUUGUCAUGGUAACUUGGUUUCAGCCAUAUCCAUAAUAUUUACCAAAGUAUUUUUUUUAACUUUUUAGCUGUAAUCUCUACUAUCUAAAAACUCCAGUCUUCUCUGUCCUGCUGUUAUUACAGACCGCCGCCCAUGGACUUGCCUCUUUGUUGGGCUAUGAAAUUCAACCUACGAUAGGGCUUAUGGGAAACUGAGUUUAUUAAAGGCCACUAAAAACAGAAAUAUUCAAUAAACAACAAUAUUAGAUUGUUCUUUAAAAUAUUACCAUCCUUAUCAAAUGUAUCAUGAAAGUGGUAUCAAUCUUCUCAUCUAACUAAUAAACAUAUUUCCCUAAAUGUCAAAUAUUCCUUUAAUGUUAUGAUCGGUAAGCUGCACUUAAUAAUGCCAUACUUUGUAUCUUGCUACUGGCAAAUAAUACAGGACAGUUUGAGGAUUGAACUGCUGCUAUAAGUGACAGGGGCCUUGUCAAAAAUAGUGGUGUUGUCCUCUCAAGGUCCCCUCCAUUUAAGCUGGUGUCCUUGCUGUUGUAUUAAAUAUGUAGUUCCUCUAACUGUGUAAAUGUUAAUUAAGGGUUGUCCUAAGGCAUUUCAGCAUCCCAGUGAUCCACCCUGAGUGUACAGUACGAACUGUACCAGGGCUCCUGUCUCAUUUUGGACAAUUUACAAAUGAAUUGUCUCAAGGCUGCAAACAGCCUUAAUCUGACAUUAUGACUGAAGUGAAAUUAAAAGGUUAAAAUAAAUUUAAAACAUUCAGUCCUAUUUUAUGGACUGAGACAGUACUCAUAAAACUUGGUACAGUCAGUGAAUUGCAAAUUAAAGCCCAAGUGUAACUGGGGAACACUGCAGUCAUUACAAUGAGUAUUUAAUUUGUCAUCUGUGGCAGUAGCUAUAAUGACUUCCUCUUUUUCCCCCUUUUUUUGGUCAAAGAGGAAUUUGUAUACAAAUGACUGAAAUGUACAGUGAAGAAAACAAAAACCACUGAGUUUUUAAAAGACAUGUCUAUUGUAAAGGAUGAUGUGAUGUACAUUUUUUAAUUUAAGUAAAAGAAUUUAAGGUA
Siniperca chuatsi (mandarin fish) is the source of this 7167-nucleotide messenger RNA. It is a transcript of the gene gramd4a, whose product is annotated as GRAM domain containing 4a. The transcript is spliced from 19 exons. Bases 343 to 2178 code for a protein of 611 amino acids. The record is from RefSeq and is a predicted model, not a curated record. Lineage: Eukaryota; Metazoa; Chordata; Actinopteri; Centrarchiformes; Sinipercidae. Gene Ontology annotation, biological process: apoptotic process; negative regulation of toll-like receptor 9 signaling pathway.